Molecule: messenger RNA, 1894 nt
Organism: Quercus robur (English oak)
Lineage: Eukaryota; Viridiplantae; Streptophyta; Magnoliopsida; Fagales; Fagaceae
Product: E3 ubiquitin-protein ligase PRT1
Exons: 8
Coding region: 176-1480 (434 amino acids)
Biological process (GO): proteasome-mediated ubiquitin-dependent protein catabolic process
Molecular function (GO): zinc ion binding; ubiquitin protein ligase activity
Source: RefSeq, a predicted model, not a curated record
UUCUGCCCAUCCAUCAUUUUCUAGGACUCAAGAGCAUUGCACCCCUCCGAGCAAAAGAAUAGUUUGCCGUGCACACGCGGAAACCUCAACCCCAAAAGUAUUCCUCGACAUAUCUCCUAUCAACCCCUUCGGCUUAUCUCUUUCUUUUUGAAUUGUCUGAGCUUAGAAAAUUGUGAUGGAUAAAUCAACCUUCAAUGAAGACGACGGCGGAUCAGAUUCAGAUGAUAUCUCCCACUCUUUUAUCUGCUGCGUCUGCAGGGAUCUUUUGUACAAGCCAAUAGUGCUGUCUUGUGGUCACAUAUCUUGUUUUUGGUGUGUUCACCGUUCCAUGAGUGGAAUAGGCGAGUCUCGCUGUCCUACUUGUAGGCAUCCAUAUAUUCACUUUCCUACCAUCUGCCAGAUGCUUCACCUUCUGCUCUUGAAGAUGUAUCCCGUUGCCUAUAAGAGAAGGGAAAAUGAGAUUCUUGAAGAGGAAAUGGAACAAGACACAUUCUCACCACAACUUAAUUCUCAAGCAUGUAAUCAUUGGGGUGAUCCAGCAUCUUUCUCUACCAUGGUUUUUGAGUCAAAUUCAUCAUCAGACCCAUCGUCGACUAGGAAAGGGGAAGCUUAUGCAAAUACGGAGGUGUUGAUGUCCAAUUUACAGGUUCAAGAUGAUGGCAUAGGCACUCUUGUAGAAAUCUCUGAUGGGAAUUCUGAAGUAAUCAGGAACAUUGUUGUUGAAGAAAAGUAUUGCAAGCAGGUUUCAGUUGCUGAUGUUCUUUGUUUGGAAUGCAAGCAACUACUAUUUCGUCCUGUGGUUCUUAACUGUGGCCAUGUAUAUUGUGAAAGUUGUGUCAUCAUCCCAGCUGUUGAGAUGCCUAAAUGUCAAGUUUGUCAAACUUCACAUCCAAGAGGACUUCCGAAAGUUUGUUUGGAGCUUGAUCAUUUCUUGGAAGAACAAUUUCCUAAAGAAUAUAUGCUGAGAAGAGAUGGUAUUCUGCUCAAACUAGUUGAUGUUGAGCACAAGCAUCCAACUAUUUGUUCAACAGGGACUGCUAAACAAGGAGAGCCUGCUAAACAAGGAGAGAACUUACUACAUUGGUCUGGCCCUCACUCAAGUGUUCAUGCAGGAUAUGGUUGUGAUUCUUGUGGGAUUUUCCCCAUAAUUGGAGACAGAUACAGAUGCAAAGAUUGCAAGGAGAGAGCUGGUUUUGACCUUUGUGGUGAUUGCUAUAAUACCCAAUCCAAGCUUCCAGGGCGGUUCAAUCAGAAGCAUACCCCAGAACACAAGUUUGAGCUUAUAAGUAAUGCUCGUAAUAUGUUGAGGCUGACUUUACAGUACAACUCCAUUGUAAUUGCCUCAGAAGAUUCAGAAAAUGGAUCUCCUGCUUCCAAUUUGUCCAGUGAUGCUCAGGAGAGUGAUGAGAAUGAUUUGGCUGAUCCUGUGGCCUUCCAUGAUGCUGGAGAUGAUCAAACUGGUUCCCAAUCAACCUCUUGAAAAUAUAGAUCCAACUGAAGCCAUGAGCAUCUUUUCUUGGUUAUGGAAGUUGCUUCCAAGCCAGCAAAAUUAGGCUUCAACCAUUCAAGGCACAGUAUAAGCAUUUCUGAUUGAAGCUGCUCUUGGUAUGUGAGCACAAUCAACCUGGUAUUCUCAUCAAUUUUUUGUACCAAGUGUCAGCUCAUUUGCUUCAUGUUGGUCACACCAGGGUUGAAGACUUGAUAAGAUAUUUAUAAAUUCAUGUGAUGUAUAAUGGAUUAUAUGUAAAGUGAAAGAUAAGUUCGUUUUGUGGGUGAUGAAUGAUGACAAUACGUUUAUGUAUAGUAACCCAAACACAAGAUCUUCCUAGACAACUUGUGAGUGUUCAUGUUAGGCCGAUAUGUAAUACUAUAAUCCGUGUGCUUCCUUGUGACA